AUGGCGUCAUCGGGAGGUACCCCAAUGAUAGCCCUGUACCCUUGCAGCAGUGACCGCAGCAACAUGGAGGCUCUGGGAGACGCUGAAACCCCCACCUCGGAGACCCCCACUUCGACAACCCCCACCGCGAGCACCCCCGCCUCGGACCCCCCCACCGCGAGCACCCCCACCCCCGGCACCCCCACAUCGGACACCCCGACCCCCGGCACCCCCACCCCCGGCACCCCCACAUCGGACACCCCCACCCCCGGCACCCCCACCACCGACACCCCGAGCCCCGGCACCCCCACCCGCGGUAGCCCCACCCCGGACACCCCCUCUGAUCCCCCACGGCCGGGGGAGGGAAGCGGGGAGGCGACGACUUCCCGGGGUGGGGAGGAGGCUCGGGAAGCGGGGGGCGAUGGGGGUGACACGGUGGGUGAAGGGAAAAACACGGAGGGGGAAGGGGAGGGUACGGGGGGCUCAGGGGGUUGCGCGGACGGAGAGGCUGCCGGGGACGGCGGGGCAGAAGCGCCCAGGGGUCCCGGGCGCGAUGCCCGUGAGGCCGGGGAUGGUGCUGGCGAAGCCGAGGCAGGGACAGCCGGGGGCACCGGAGGGGGCACCGAGGAGGGUACCGAAGGAAAAGCGGCGCCGGCAGCAGCUGGCAACUCCCAGCGCCGACAGGAACCCACUUGGCUUCAGGACGAGGAUGACGAGCUGUGGCCUGAGUUCCCUCCCUGCUCGUCCCCAGAGGGGGCCACCAGCCCCACAUCCCCCAUGUCCCCUCCGUCCCCCAUGUCCCCUACAUCCCCCGUGUCCCCUACAUCUCCCACGUCCCCUAUGUCCCCUACGUCCCCUAUGUCCCCAGCAUCUCCAGCGUCCCCCACAGCUGGCACCGCCGAAGACACUGGGGGCAGCAAGAGGGGUGUUCCAGCGGGGGGGACACGGGACAAGGCAGCCCCCGGUGCAGCAGGACAGAGGCUGAAGCUGGAGGGGGCCGGGGGACGGCCGCGAGUGGGGACCCGGGCACAGGGGCGCAGUGCCAUCCUGGAGAAGUUCGGAGGGGCUGCCAAGGGCCCAGCCCCCCACCUGCGGCGCUCAGGGGGCGCCGCCACGGUCAAGACGAUGCUGCUGGAGUGGUGCCGCGCCCGCACCCGCGGGUACCCGCACGUGGACGUUCAGAACUUCUCGGGGAGCUGGGGCAGCGGCCUGGCCUUCUGCGCCCUCCUGCACAGCUUCUUCCCCGACGCCUUCGACUUCGCCGCCCUGGAGCCCAACGCCCGCCGGGACAACUUCGCCCUGGCCUUCGCCACCGCCGAGGAGCGGGCGGGCUGUGCCCCCCUGCUGGAGGUGGAGGACAUGGUGCGGCUGCCGGUGCCCGACGCCAAGUGCGUGUACACGUACGUGCAGGAGCUGUACCGCUGCCUGGUGGCCAAGGGGCUCGUCAAAACCAAGAAGCGCUGAGAGGGAGGGUCCCCCACAGCUCCCCAGGUGUGCCAUCCCCCUCCUCGUCCCCUGCUCUGUCCCCCAGCAGU
Messenger RNA from Serinus canaria (Common canary), 1514 nucleotides. RefSeq names its product smoothelin like 1 (gene SMTNL1). Gene Ontology annotation, cellular component: filamentous actin; microtubule organizing center. Gene Ontology annotation, molecular function: protein binding. The record is from RefSeq and is a predicted model, not a curated record. The transcript is spliced from 7 exons. NCBI's taxonomy places the organism in Eukaryota, Metazoa, Chordata, Aves, Passeriformes, Fringillidae. Bases 1 to 1443 code for a protein of 480 amino acids. Gene Ontology annotation, biological process: actin cytoskeleton organization.